Molecule: messenger RNA, 2190 nt
Organism: Moneuplotes crassus
Lineage: Eukaryota; Ciliophora; Spirotrichea; Euplotida; Euplotidae
Source: the annotation of a GenBank genome assembly
AAAUACCAGAAAUUUUCAUGAUGGAUAACUCAAUUUUCAACUGCUCAAUUUGAUGAUACAAGUAUAAUGAACUAGGCAGGAGGCCGAUCUCUCUCCCUUGAGGGCAUGUCUUUUGCAGAGAGUGUGUACAUAAGCUUGCACAGUAUAGUCCUGAGGCGAGCAGAGCAGUGCCAAACUCUGCAGCUUCACAUGAAGAGAAAAUUAUUGUCUGCCCUAGUGAUAAAUCGGUGCAUAAAAUUGUCAUCAAAAAUCUUCCAAUUUGUUUCGCUAUUCUUCAGCAUUUGCCAGGAGUAAAGGAGAGUAAAGAGUUCGGGCAGAUGUUCAAAGACAAGGCUUUGCAGCUGCCCAAUGAUAACUCAGACCUUGACUCUCUCCGUAAAGAGUUCAAAUUAGUGUACAAAUAAAUCUACAGAUGAGUACAAGAAGUGCAAAGUAUGGGGUGAUACACUCAACAAGGUGGGCAAACGUUUGGAGGAGAACCUCCAUGAACAGAUUACCAACAUAAACAUCUGUUUUGACAACAUUUCCAUGGCUCUAAGUAAAAAGCGCCAGGCCUUGAUUUCUGAGCUGAAAGACCACUGUGAACUAGAGAAAACAAAUAUUGAGAAAGAGAAAUACAAGCGCAAGAAGAGGCUUGAUAGAUUGUUCGAAGUCUACAUCGACUUGAAGAAAGCAGACAAAACUCAUGACAUGGACUAUCAGAAGGUAUUGUGCACUUUGAAGCGCAACCAACAGAGGCUCAAUGCUAUUGAAGAUUUCACCCAGGAUUUCUAUACAAAAGUUCUCCUUUUUGAUGAGAAUAUUCAAAUUCAAGAAUCUGGCUCCAUUUUUACCAGGGGUAAGACCAUCACCGAUGAGGAGAUUGCUAAAGAGGUCCGUGGAAAAUCUGUUGAUACAAGGAUUAGUAAGGACACACUUGAAGACUUUGGCAACUUUGUAAAGCAUCCUAGUUUUGAAUGCAACCAUUCAAAUGCAGCUAAAUUAUCUAAAUUCAGGAGAGAGAAUGAGGUUUUAAGAGAAAGCAAUCAUAACUCUACCUCUCCUCUAGUCUUUCGAAACAGUGCUGCUAAAAAGACGAAUUUGAAUCAUUUUGGCUCAAAUAAGAAGAGCCUGGUCCUAUCAUAUGCCAAGAAGCACAUCAGAAAUGGGAAUAACAAGAUUAAGAAGAGAGACUUUUUAUCCAAAAACAAUAAUUCUGAAUUCUUGAACAUUAAGAAUAAUUGUUCUAUGUUUAAGGUAAGCGAGAGCGGACUUAGGAAGGCAGCAAGCUUCUUUGAACGAGAGAGACUCUCUUCAAACCAAAUGUCUCAAAAUCAGUUCACCCUUGACAAGAAAGAUAAUGGAAUCGAAAAGUAUGCCAAGGCGCCUAUGGGGAAGAUUUCUGAGAUCCCUCAUACUCAGAGGAGCCAGAUCAGCAACUUUGAGCCUGUGAUGAUCAAGAAAUCAAAGAGUAGCUCACGCUAUGCUAACGAUUUGUGAAGCUCGGACGAAAAAGACUGCUCCCUACACUUCAAAGAUGUACAAGCUAAGGAGCCAAGACUUUAUUCAGAGCAAGUUAUGAAAAGAUCUAAAGAAGAGGCCGAUAUCAUCAAAUCAUUGGCGAAGGACGAGUUCAACCCUUUCUUGAUCAAUGGCCAGGGUGGGAUCAAGAUCAGCCACGAAUAUAGUGAGAAAAUCCCUAGGAAGAUGCUUAGCAGAAUAAUCGGGCUUUCUAAUGAAGACCAUUUUGAUGCUAAAGGCACAAUGGAAAAGUUGAAGAAUGAAGAUACAAAUUCUCGAUGUGAUGUUAACAUUGAAUGUACCCCUAGUAGCAAAUAUGAUAAAGGCUUGAGUCCUCCAGAGUCUAAUGAAGGCCUCCCUUUGCCUCCUAAUCCUCUUGAAACUAAGGAAGAGUUUAAAAGUCCUGUCAUGCGAAAAAUUCCUAGGACUAAAGAUGCUAAGAAGGACUACAAGAGUAGCCUGUUUAAUCCAAAAAAAAACCUGAAGUUUAGUGCUAAUAAACAAAAGAAGGAGAAAUGCUGAGCCAGAAGAUUAAGACAAGACUACGCUUGAAAGAAUAGGAAAGAAAUGAAUCUCUCUGAAAAAGAGAACAUCAUCAAUGAAGCUUUGAAGAAACAAAAUGCGCCAAAAGCCAAGCAGAAGAAGGUCAGGAAGAAAUUCAAAAAGAAGAAUUUGGACCAAUCUUUUUAG